Molecule: messenger RNA, 486 nt
Organism: Aegilops tauschii subsp. strangulata
Lineage: Eukaryota; Viridiplantae; Streptophyta; Magnoliopsida; Poales; Poaceae
Source: RefSeq, a predicted model, not a curated record
AUGGACGCACGCGCCGACACCCCGCUCACCCCAUCCUAUAGCCGCGACCCCUCCACCGCCGCCGCCGCCGCAAACCCUAGCCCUGGUGGCGUUGGCCUCGCCUCCGUCGGAGCUCCUCCGACCAUGGGUGGCGGUGGCCUCGGCGCCAUGGGUGGCAUGGGUGACUUCGGAGCUACCGUGGGCGGUGCAAUGGGAGGCAUUGCUGGCUUUGGAGCACCCCCCGACGCUAUGGCCACCAUGGGAGGCAUGAGUUUUGCUUCUCUCAUGGGAGGCAUGGGUGCACCUCCGGCCGCCAUGGGCGGAAUGUCUUUCGAUGUGCCUCCUCGCACACUUUCCCAUGAAGAUGCCGUUGAAGAUCUUGCCAACACCGUCGGAGCUUCACGUGAUGCGGUGCGCGAUGAGGAGAGGGAGGAAGAUUCAUCUUCGGAGGCGGAAGAAUCGUCUUCCGAAGAUGAGGACGAGGACGAAGACGAGGACGAGGAAUGA